Messenger RNA from Chelonoidis abingdonii (Abingdon island giant tortoise), 1417 nucleotides. NCBI's taxonomy places the organism in Eukaryota, Metazoa, Chordata, Testudines, Testudinidae. The record is from RefSeq and is a predicted model, not a curated record.
CUCAGAGAUCAGGUGGGGGUGGAGCAUGUAGAAGACACAGGGUAAAGUGGAGUGAACGCAACACUCAGGGGAGGGCUCUAGGGUGCAAGGCACAGACACACGGACAUUUGCUGGCCAAACACACGCCAUCUGAGGCUCUGUCUGCACCUGGUCUGAGUUUCCACCACUGCUGCCCAGGGCACCAUGGACCAAGGCAACACGAUUCUCCCGCCAACCACUGGGGCAAAUUCCAGCCAGAACCCAGCAGCUGUGAGCGCCGCUCACCUGGCUGUGGCCAUGUUGCUCUGCCCCACCUUCCUGGUGGGUGUGGUGGGGAAUGGGCUGUACCUGUGGGUGCUGGGACUGAAGAUGAGGAGGACGGUGACCACAGUCUGGUUCCUCCACCUGGUCUCCUGCUACUUCCUCUUCACCUUGCUGAUCCCCUUCUUCACCGUCUACGUCCUCCUGGGUUUCCACUGGGUUUUCGGCACGGCCAUGUGCAAGCUCCUCAACACCUGGGUCUCUGAGGGCAUGUUCACCUCUGUCUUCCUUCUCGCCCUCAUCAGCCUGGACCGCUACAUCCUCACUCACCAUCCCAUCUGGUCUCGGCAUCACCGCACUGUGCCCCGAGCUCAGAAGCUGGCUGGGUGUGUGUGGCUGGCAUCCUUCGGUCUCAGUGCUCCCUACCUAGCUUUCCGGGAGACCCAGGUGGUGGAUGGGGGCAGAAUCAUCUGCAUCAACAAUUACGCCCUUUCCGGAGUCUGGAAUGGAGCCGAGCUGCAGGACCUGGGAAGACGGGUCCACCUGGCCGUCUUCGUGGUCCGGUUUCUGCUGGGCUUCCUGCUGCCCUUCUGCACCAUCACAGGAUGCUAUGUCUGCGUGGGCCUGAAGAUGAAGGAGAAGAAGCUGGUGUGGGCUAGGAAGCCCUUCAAAGUCAUGGUGGCUGCAGUGGUGUCCUUCUUUCUCAACUGGCUGCCCUAUCACCUCUACCAGAGCUUGAAUCUCUACAAGAAGGAGGUGCCAAAGUCGGUAACAGGUGCUUUCUUGGUCAUUUACACCUUCUCAUCCUGCUUCAAUGCCUGCUUCACCCCCAUCCUCUACCUCUUUGUGGGAGAGAAGUUCUGGCAGGUCUUCAGGACGUCUCUUCUCACUCUGGUCAAAGCAGCUUUUGUUGAUGAUCUCGGCAGCAGUGCCCAUGAGUAUAGUAGAAAACAUGGGUCUGAAGUUGAGAACACAAAACAGGAGAUGGUCUGAAGUUGUCCAGACUUAGGGAGAGUUGAAAACUUGCCAUCCCACUUGUUCCUAGAUCCCUGAUGGCUCUAAAACCUGAUGGUUUCCAGGUAUCUCAUUGUUUAUAUACCCUGCAGUGUCCCUGAAUUCUAGAUUCCCUGCUCUCUCCAGAAUCCCAUGUGUUCUAGGUCUCCCAAUUAUUUCAUAC